AUGCAAGCCUCGCCAACUGACAUCAGCUCGAGCUUACCUUCGCCCUCCACCAAGCUCUGCUCCCAACCAUUGAAACCUCGUCCCUCCAUCCCCGUCCCUAUUCCUCACAGACACUGCGCCAUUGCUGGCUGCGAAGUGGGUGAGGUCAUGUUACGGAUCUUGCGGCACGACCUCUCAGUUCGACCCCAUCCCACCGCCCCAUCCCACCACGGACCCGUCGACCUCGACUACAUAUACAAUGCCGCGAACGGUGAAACACCACACGGCCUCCUGCCCUCGAGUACGACUUGCUAG
Pleurotus ostreatus (oyster mushroom) is the source of this 294-nucleotide messenger RNA. RefSeq lists its product as uncharacterized. The transcript is spliced from 2 exons. The record is from RefSeq and is a predicted model, not a curated record. The coding region runs from base 1 to 294 and encodes 97 amino acids. NCBI's taxonomy places the organism in Eukaryota, Fungi, Basidiomycota, Agaricomycetes, Agaricales, Pleurotaceae.